Messenger RNA from Aspergillus eucalypticola CBS 122712, 1173 nucleotides. RefSeq names its product oxidoreductase, short chain dehydrogenase/reductase family. The transcript has a single exon. The record is from RefSeq and is a predicted model, not a curated record. Lineage: Eukaryota; Fungi; Ascomycota; Eurotiomycetes; Eurotiales; Aspergillaceae. The coding region runs from base 153 to 1133 and encodes 326 amino acids. Gene Ontology annotation, molecular function: oxidoreductase activity.
UUUCCAGUGCCCAUACUAUAUAACAGUAUCCAUACUAUAUAACCAGAGCAUACCCCUGCUAUCCUACCUAAUCCCCAUCAUCUACUAUCCUAAAGUACCGAGUCCCAAACCAAACGAACCCCCCUCACAACCACAAUAUACAUCUGCACACAAUGUCCACCCCAAAUCCAACCACAAUGAACUUCAUCUCCAUCAACAAACUCACCAACACCCGUGUCCUCCUCAUCGGGGGCACCUCCGGCAUCGGCUUCGCCGUUGCCCGCGCCGCCCUCGAACACGGCGCCAGCAUCAUCCUGUCCAGUUCCAAGGCAGAAAAAGUUCAGUCGGCUAUAUCCCGUCUCCAACAACUCUACCCGGACCCAUCCUUCACCUCCCGCAUUACCGGGAAGGCAUAUGAUCUGAGUGAUCAAUCUACCCUAGAAACAACUAUCAUCUCACUGCUUGACUACGCUACAUCGCCUUCCAUAUUCCCCAAUAAUACCAAUAUCAAUACCAAUACCAAUACCAAUACAACCAGUACCACCGAAGGUGAUGACAAGAAAAAAAUCCUGCUCAACCACAUCAUCUACACCUCCGGCACGCGCCCCUCCCGCAUCCCCAUCUCCCCUACCACCACAACCCUCACACCACAAUUCUACACGCAAAGCCAAACGCUCCGCGUCCUGGCACCCCUCAUGCUCGGCAAAUAUGCAAAGUCCUACAUGGUGGAUGAACAUACCUCGUCGAUGACAUUUACCUCUGGGGUAUUGGCGUCGAAGCCCGUACCGGGGACGACAUUGGGUGCGAUGGCGGGGAGUGCCCUGGGCGGGUUGGUGAGGGGGUUGGCGGUGGAGUUGGCGCCGAUAAGGGCGAAUGUGGUGGCGCCGGGGGCGGUAGAGACGGAGAUUUUUGAUGAGUUGGGGGUGGAGGAGAGGAAGGCAGUUAAGGAGAUGUUCAGAAAGGGGACGGUGUUGGGGAGGGUUGCGGAGCCGGGGGAUGUGGCGGAGGCGUAUGUUUGGUGUAUGAAGGAUGGGUUUGUGAGUGGGCAGUGGGUGGGGAGUGAUGGGGGGCUUUGCUUAAGUCUGCGAUGUAGAUCUAGUACUAGAUGUAGUAGUAUACUACUCAGUUAUGAUGGGUUCUUGGGGGAGAGGUAGGGCUGGCUGUUGUGGUGCUUUUUGAUAUGUAGGGGUGGGA